Messenger RNA from Physcomitrium patens, 1321 nucleotides. The record is from RefSeq and is a predicted model, not a curated record. Lineage: Eukaryota; Viridiplantae; Streptophyta; Bryopsida; Funariales; Funariaceae.
UCCAAGUUGGGCUUGGGUUGUUGGAGCAUUCGUAAGGAACUAGCGUUGGCCGUCACGUAGCGUGUCCAUCAGUUAGCCAAUGUUGUUCUUGCGGUGGUGCUAGUUCCUCUGCUUGCAAGCUCAUUUGCUGCAGGUUUUUUGAGCCAGAGUCGCCAUAGCUGAUUGUAUCUGUGAGUGGGUACUUCUAUCUGGAUCUAUUCGGUAGUGAUUAUUAAGAUGCAGAUAUCUUUUGGUGAAUGAGAAGAGCUUCUUGAUCGGCAAACAGAGGUUUGAUAGCUCCCCAGAUGGGUAAAAUUAGUUGCACGAAAUUUCAUGUCCUCGUCGCAGUUAUUUUGGCAGCUAUAAGUGUCUGCAGCGCAGACACUUGCUCGUCAAGCACGGUGGAAGCCUUGUUAGCAUUCCGAAGCGCAUUCAACGACCCUAGUGGCACGGUCUUUACCAACUGGGGGAAUGGCGGCGAUUGCUGCACUUGGAAGGGCAUCACAUGCCAAGACGGGAAUUUGGUAACGCUUGACGUGGAGGGUCCUUCGUCAAACCAGUUGACGAAAAACGAGAGCUACUCAGGCAAGCCAGGCAACACUCUGUCGAAGCUUAAAGUCUUGCAGACGCUGACAUUGAAGAAUCUCCAGUUUAGCUCCAAAAUCCCAUCGCAAUGGAGUUCUCUUUCGGACGACUUGACGAUUCUUACAGUCAACAACUGUGACCUCCAAGACGACUUGCCUAACGGCAUAGCCAGCAACAGCAAUUUGCAAACGCUAGAUCUCAAGGACAACAGCCUCACAGGUGACAUACCCGACAAACUAUGUAAUCUCAAGGAUCUGAAGUACUUAGACCUUUCCUACAACCAUCUUGACACUGGCAACAUUCCUGAUUGCAUCGCGAACGGUGGCUCCGUUACAAACGUGAAUUAUGGACAUCAGAGCAACGACAGCGGAGAUAGUAGUGGCGGUAGUGGCGGUAAUGGUAGUAGCAGCAGUGGCAAUGGUGGCAAUGGUGGAAAUGGUGGCAGUGCAGGCGAAGGAUCUAAUGAGGCGGGGCUGUUGGUCCAGUCCAAGGUCGUUACGCUUUUUCUAUCUAUUCUCUGUGUUGCGGUGUUUUGAUGCUGAACUUGAGCAGCAACAAUAACACUUCAUUAGUAGUGUUAGAAACCCAGCUUUCACGCACUGCAUGCAUUCUAUCCAAUGUGAUAUUAUGAAGCUCAAUUGGGGUUAAGAUGUUCCCUUUUGAAGUCGAGUCAGACUACCGCGCUCAUGGCAGUCGAGGUGGAAUCCAGCUCUACAUUUGUUUUCUGUUGGAAGAAAGGAUCAGGAUUUUCCUGCAA